Neoarthrinium moseri is the source of this 2304-nucleotide messenger RNA. RefSeq lists its product as uncharacterized. The record is from RefSeq and is a predicted model, not a curated record. Bases 1 to 2304 code for a protein of 767 amino acids. The transcript is spliced from 4 exons. Gene Ontology annotation, molecular function: protein serine/threonine kinase activity; ATP binding. Lineage: Eukaryota; Fungi; Ascomycota; Sordariomycetes; Amphisphaeriales; Apiosporaceae. Gene Ontology annotation, biological process: protein phosphorylation; intracellular signal transduction.
AUGCAGAGCGCCGCCAAUCGUCAGCAGGGCGGCUCGAGUCAGCCACCCGAGCAUUCCGAUAAGAAUGAACUCGCUCCAGAGCUCGCACCCCCCGCCGUUCGCUUCGCCUCCAAGGUCGAGGAAUUUGGUCCCGAAGCUGGCCAAACCCGGAUCGAACCAACGAAAGACGCCUCUUCGCCCUCCAGCAUCAGCCAGCCCCCGGAUGUCACGCCUGAGCAGCUGCGGGAGUUGACCAAGUCCUUGGCCGAGUCUCGGCUGCAAGAACAACGCAUGAAGAGCUUCUCAUAUCAGCCCUUCUCUCUUCCGGCUUCGCGGGUUCCGUCCCACGAGAGCUCGCUGAACCCUACUCCUCAGCAAAGCCAUACGCCCACCGGCCGUCAUACACCAAGCUUGAGCCCUGGGCUUGAAGUUGUGUCGCCUCCCUUGACACCCUCAGGCACAAGCGGGCCAGAAUCCAUCUCCAGCAGCCGUCAUCUGAAACCCAGUAGUGCGCAAGCAGAUGGCGGCUACGAACCCUCAGCGAUAACGCCCCAAGCUUCUGGUCAAGAAUCCGCCCCAGUUUCCCCGCGCAUAGGCUUGCCGCACCGCCCAGCAUCAUAUGACCAUAUGCCGCAGCAGAAGACGAGCGCACCCGACGAGCGCGAUCACGAUACCCGCUCCCACCGCCAAGGUAUGUUCAGCGUUGGGCCUGGUUCGGUCCCGGUAUCUAGAGAAUCCAGCCCUUCCAGGAAAAGUGCCUCUCAGUAUUAUUCUCGACCUUUCACCCCGGCGGGAGAUCUCAAUGACCCUUAUGCUGCGAGCAAACGAGCACCACCAACCAAGAGUUCGGCCAAUAUCGACUCGCGGUUCGUUUUCUCUAGGAAAAAGGGGCGAGGGUCCCCAAGCUCCUCAACUACAAGCCUGAGCCUAGGCAAGACAGACAAAGCAGAGAAGCGUCAUUCAGGUUUACUCGGAGUAUUGAACAAGAGCAACCAUGAACUUCAUCAUACGGGUACCGAGUCCACCACACAUAGCCGAAAUACUUCCAUGUCCGAUCUCAGGAGGUUUUUCAAGGUGGGCGGCGGUCAUAAGCCGAAGAAAUCAGAGCUCUCGGUGCAGUCCAAGGACACAAGGCCGCCGCUCGUCUCAAGGCCAUCACAACAGGUCCCCUUCGCCGAGGACCACAGUCUUACCUCCAAAUAUGGCAAAAUAGGCCGAGUGCUUGGAUCUGGAGCUGGAGGAUCCGUGAAGCUUAUGAGAAGGCAUGAGGAUAACACAGUCUUUGCCGUGAAGGAGUUCCGACCCAGACAUACGUAUGAGACUGAGAAGGAGUACGUUAAGAAGCUGACAGCAGAGUUCUGCAUUGGAUCGGCUUUGCACCAUGGCAAUGUCAUCGAGACAUUGGAUAUUGUGUCGGAAAAAGGCAAGUGGUAUGAGGUGAUGGAAUACGCGCCUUUCGAUCUUUUUGCCAUCGUCAUGACGGGGAAAAUGUCGAAGCCCGAAGUCAGCUGUUGCUUCCUCCAGAUCCUCAAUGGUGUCACGUAUCUCCACAGCAUGGGUCUGGCGCACCGAGACCUGAAGUUGGACAACGUGGUGGUCAGUGAGCAUGGCAUCAUGAAGAUCAUCGACUUCGGCAGUGCCCACGUGUUUAAAUACCCCUUCGAGAGCGAUAUUGUGCUCGCAACUGGAGUUGUCGGAUCCGAUCCAUAUCUCGCACCCGAGGUGUAUGACGAGCGAAAGUACGACCCGCAAGCAGUUGAUAUUUGGUCUUUGGCCAUCAUCUUCUGUUGCAUGUCGCUUCGGCGGUUCCCGUGGAAAGUGCCUCGGUUGACCGAUAACUCUUAUAAACUAUUCGCUGCGGAGCCAACACCAGGUCACGACCCGAAGAAGCUGAUCCUGCCAUCGCAUUCAACAAAUGACCUAUCGAACACCCCGCAGCGCGAUAUAUUCCCAGGAGACGAAGACAAGCAACAAAAGAAUAGCAGUGGGCACAGUGAAAAGAAACCUGAAAAGCAAGAGGCAUCAGCCACAAGCAAGUCUGAGAACGGCUCGACAGGACACAAGGAGGCGACAUCCAGCGCGCCGCCGGCCAAGGAAGUGAUACGAGGUCCUUGGCGCCUAUUACGACUACUACCUAGGGAGAGCAGACACAUCAUCGGCCGCAUGCUUACAAUCAACCCACGCCAGCGGGCUACCAUGAAGGAAAUUCUCGAAGAGCCAUGGGUCUCGGACACAGUCAUCUGUAGACAAGAGGCACCGGGCCGAAUCGAGCCAGCUACGGACCACACGCACAUUCUCGAACCCCCUGCGAAUCAAUCCAAGUAA